UCACUCAUCAGGACGGGUAUCCGGGCUACGACUGGCUGGCCUCCACAGUGUUUCUCAUCAUGGCGGGGAACAUGGACCGCUCUCUAAAGCUGUUGCUCAACCUGUCCUCUCUGCUCACUUCUGCAUUCAUCUGGCCAGCGAGGAUACAUGCCUCUAUCCAUGUUCCUGUGGAAGUGGCUGAGUCAGGAAUCUCUCCUAUGUACUGGUGUACUGCUCACUACGUGGAGAUGCUGCUGAGAGCUGAAGUUCCUCUGGUCCACUCCGCCUUCAGGAUGUCUGGUUUCACCCCGUCACAGAGAGCAGAGCCGUCCCAGAAGACCUGA
Messenger RNA from Notothenia coriiceps (black rockcod), 323 nucleotides. RefSeq names its product protein broad-minded-like. Lineage: Eukaryota; Metazoa; Chordata; Actinopteri; Perciformes; Nototheniidae. The record is from RefSeq and is a predicted model, not a curated record. The annotation marks the transcript as partial. The transcript is spliced from 3 exons.